AGUAAGGAGAAGGAACCCUAGUCCUUAGCCACCAGUCCAGGAUGCAGAUAUUCGUGAAAACCCUGACGGGGAAGACGAUAACCCUUGAGGUGGAGUCUUCCGACACAAUCGACAACGUCAAGGCAAAGAUCCAGGACAAAGAGGGUAUUCCUCCCGAUCAGCAGCGCCUCAUCUUCGCCGGAAAACAGUUGGAGGAUGGUCGCACCCUCGCCGACUACAACAUCCAGAAGGAGUCCACCCUCCACCUCGUCCUGCGCCUCCGAGGCGGCGCCAAGAAGCGCAAGAAGAAGACGUACACCAAACCCAAGAAGAUCAAGCACAAGCACAGGAAGGUGAAGCUCGCCGUCCUCCAGUUCUACAAGGUCGACGACUCCGGCAAGGUUCAGAGGCUCAGGAAGGAGUGCCCCAAUGCCGAAUGCGGCGCCGGAACCUUCAUGGCCAACCACUUCGACCGCCACUACUGCGGCAAGUGCGGCUUGACCUAUGUUUACCAAAAGCCCUCUGCUUAAUUUGCUUUCUCAACUUUUCAUUUUUAUUAGUGCGGUAUACAGUGCCUCAUUCUUUCGCUUUCUUCAUAGCUUCCUUUCUAGACAUUUUAUCAACACCGUUCUCUUUAGUAUUUUUUUAACUAUUCACUUCAAUA
This is a messenger RNA of Abrus precatorius (Indian licorice), 643 nucleotides long. RefSeq names its product ubiquitin-40S ribosomal protein S27a-like. NCBI's taxonomy places the organism in Eukaryota, Viridiplantae, Streptophyta, Magnoliopsida, Fabales, Fabaceae. Gene Ontology annotation, molecular function: protein tag activity; structural constituent of ribosome; ubiquitin protein ligase binding. The coding region runs from base 42 to 509 and encodes 155 amino acids. Gene Ontology annotation, cellular component: ribosome; cytoplasm; nucleus. The transcript has a single exon. Gene Ontology annotation, biological process: modification-dependent protein catabolic process; translation; protein ubiquitination. The record is from RefSeq and is a predicted model, not a curated record.